AAUUCACAAUUCACAUCUCCCACAUUCCCAUCCAAACUCACUCACCAAGCAUCAGUGAACAUCCAUCUUUCUUCUUAAGAUUUUAGUAUACAUAAACAAUGGCAGUCGAUUUGCUUGGAUACACCAACCUCAACGACCGAAUGGCGAUUCAGGAAGCGGCGUCGGCCGGCUUGAAGUCCAUGGAGCAUCUGAUUCGAGCGGUUUCUUACCAGCAGCAGCAGCACCAUCAGAUUCAGCCGCUUGACUGCCGAGAAAUCGCCGAUUUCGCCGUCUCUAACUUCAACAAGGUAAUCACCAUCCUCAACCGCACCGGCCACGCCAGGUUCCGCCGCGCGCCUAUUCAGCCUCCGAGCCUGUUCUCUCUCCCUCCGGCGCCGUCUCAGCCUGGCGCCGGAUUGGGGAAGGACGAGGGUGAAGCGAUCGGAAAGGAAGGACUCAGUCUCUCAGCGGCGGUUUCGACCUCGGGAAACUCGUCGUCGACGUUUGUGUCGUCAAUUACAGGCGAAGGCAGCGUCUCCAACGGAAAAGGCGGAUCUCCGCCGACGUUUGCCGUUCCGCCGAUCUCCGCCUCCAAACCGCCGCUCUCGGGGAAGAGAUGCCGCGAGCAUAACCACUCCGAUUACAUUUCCGGCAAAACAUCCGGUUCUAGCCGAUGCCACUGCAAAAAGAGGAAAACGAAGGUGAAAAGAGUAAUUAGGGUUCCGGCGGUUAGCUCAAAAGUUGCAGACAUUCCAGCGGAUGAGUACUCAUGGAGAAAGUACGGGCAGAAGCCGAUCAAAGGAUCGACAUUCCCAAGGGGUUACUACAGAUGUAGUACGGUGAGGGGAUGCCCGGCGAGGAAGCAUGUGGAGAGGGCGACCGAUGAUCCAACGAUGCUGAUGGUGACGUACGAGGGGGAGCACCGCCACACGAUGCAGGAGAUCUCCGCCCGUGUCGUGAGAAGAGAUUCAUGAAAAAGGGGGCUUCUUUUGUAAUUUCGAGAUAGUUGGAGGCUAUCAUGUAAAUUCGGUAGGAGUAGUGGUAGAUUACACAAUCUGAAAAAAGGGAUGAAAAUGUUUAAUUUGGGUUGAAAUGGAUUAAUUUUUUAUUGGA
Salvia hispanica is the source of this 1092-nucleotide messenger RNA. Its product is annotated as putative WRKY transcription factor 17. NCBI's taxonomy places the organism in Eukaryota, Viridiplantae, Streptophyta, Magnoliopsida, Lamiales, Lamiaceae. Gene Ontology annotation, biological process: regulation of DNA-templated transcription. The record is from RefSeq and is a predicted model, not a curated record. Gene Ontology annotation, molecular function: sequence-specific DNA binding; DNA-binding transcription factor activity.